This is a messenger RNA of Boeremia exigua, 426 nucleotides long. RefSeq lists its product as uncharacterized. Bases 1 to 426 code for a protein of 141 amino acids. Gene Ontology annotation, cellular component: kinesin complex. Gene Ontology annotation, molecular function: protein binding. The record is from RefSeq and is a predicted model, not a curated record. The transcript is spliced from 2 exons. NCBI's taxonomy places the organism in Eukaryota, Fungi, Ascomycota, Dothideomycetes, Pleosporales, Didymellaceae.
AUGGCCAACCUAGCGUCGACGUACAGGAAUCAAGGCCACUGGGAAGAUGCUGAGAAGCUGGAAGUGCCGGUUGUAGAGAUGAGGAAGAGGAUACUUGGCAGCGAGCAUCCUGAUACGCUGGCUAGUAUGCUUAACCUGGCGUCAACCAUGGGCAACCUAGCUUCGACGUACUGGAACCAAGGGCGGUGGGGCAAGGCGGAAGAGCUAGAGGUGCAAGUAAUAGAGACAAGGAAGAGAGUGCUUGGCGACGAGCAUCCUGACACGCUGAGCAGCAUCGCCAACCUGGCGUCAACGUACUGGAAUCAAGGGCGGUGGAAAGAGGCAGAAGAGCUGGAGGUGCAAGUGAUGGAGACAAGGAAGAGAGUGCUUGGCGACGAGCAUCCUGACACGCUGACUAGCAUCGCCAACCUGGCGUCAACGUACUAG